AUGGUCAACCAGAGCCCCUUGCUGAGCAAGUUUGGCACCAUCCUAGGGGCGAAGAAGCAGAGUUUGGUUGUAAAUCCGGUUACAAUCCCCGAUCUGGAUUCGGAUCUUGACCUUAUCAUGAACUCUCUCGACAAGAAAGCCAGACCGGAUCGGAAUCCCCCAGGUGAGGAUAUUUUCAGUAAGCUCCCAGUUGAGCUGCGACACGAGAUUUUUGAACUUCUUCCCGCUGGCUCUAUUCUUGCUCUGAAGGCUGCGUCCUCGACGAUGCAUACCACAACCUUACGCGCCGAGAUUUGGAAACAAAGGCUCAGAAGAGAAGUACCAUGGCUCUGGGAGAUUCACGAUGUCGAUGUUUUUCAAUCCCAAUAUUUCGAAGGCAAAACUUCCAAGCUACUUCUGGAUAUUGAUAAGAAGAGUAAGUACACAUCAGAGAAUGAUGAUUACAUCUUUGGACUUGCCAAUCGGAGGCGAAUUUGGGGGGUCUGCGAACAAAUACGUACUCAGUACUUCGAAAAGCUCGGGGGUAUUUCCAACACAGACAGCUAG
This is a messenger RNA of Penicillium expansum, 546 nucleotides long. RefSeq lists its product as uncharacterized. The coding region runs from base 1 to 546 and encodes 181 amino acids. The record is from RefSeq and is a predicted model, not a curated record. NCBI's taxonomy places the organism in Eukaryota, Fungi, Ascomycota, Eurotiomycetes, Eurotiales, Aspergillaceae. The transcript is spliced from 2 exons. Gene Ontology annotation, molecular function: protein binding.